Molecule: messenger RNA, 2093 nt
Organism: Rhodofomes roseus
Lineage: Eukaryota; Fungi; Basidiomycota; Agaricomycetes; Polyporales; Fomitopsidaceae
Exons: 4
Coding region: 7-1953 (648 amino acids)
Biological process (GO): positive regulation of transcription by RNA polymerase II
Cellular component (GO): RNA polymerase II transcription regulator complex
Molecular function (GO): DNA-binding transcription factor activity; protein dimerization activity
Source: RefSeq, a predicted model, not a curated record
GCCACCAUGAGUGCGGACUCUGGGAUCCCGCACCAGCAGCAGAAGGACAUCGUCCAGUCCUUUUUCCAGUUCGACGCAUCCCGGGAUGCCGCAGAGCGCUUCUACAAUCGCUCGUCCGGCCCUCAAACGCCUGGGAACUUCUCAUCUCAGCCGCCUCUGGCUCCGAUGCCAAACAUGCACUUCGGCUCGGAUGCCCUCCAGCAUAUGAUACCCUCGAUGGAUCCGUCGCAACAGCAGGGGAUCUCACAGCCAUCUCAGUCGACACCUCAGGCUCUCCUUGAACACCAGUUCCGCCUCAACCAGUUGCAGCAACUCCAGCAGCUCCAAAAUCAGAUCUUCCAGCAGCAGCUGGAACUUUUGAGUGGUCAAAAUGCGUUCGGAGGACAGUCGCUAGCGGGUCAAGGCAUGGGAGACAGGCAGCGGGAGCAGCAGCAUUAUGGUCUUCCUACCCCAAUGCAGUCCGGUGAACUGCGUGCGCAACCCAGCCCCGACUAUGUCUCUCCUCUGCUCUUACACUCCGGCGCCGGCAUGUCAACCAUGCCGCAGCACCAGCCUUCCCUCCCACCGGACGUCUGCAACCUGCCUGGCUUCCUCUCUCAAUCGCACCAGAUGAUCCCGUCUGCGCCGCACUCCGCACCCGCGAACAUCGCCUUCGAGAUCGGCCCGCCGCUCUCGAUGCCUUCCGGCUCCUCCGGCGCAGACCACGACUUCAGCGACAUCUCACCGCUGACCAGCCCCUGGCUCGGGCCCUUCAACAACAACACACAAGCCAUGCCGAGCGCGAGCGGAAGUGCGGCUGGCAUCAAGCGGCGCGGGGCGACAUCUAGCGGGGACGAGGAUACGUCCAUGCCGAAGCCUUCGCGCAAGCGGCAGUCCUCUAUCAGGGCAGCCAUCCGACCCAACGCCGGCGCUCAGCAGAAGCGCACGUCCAUGCGGGGGUCCCGCUCAGCGAACUCGACGCCCUUGUUCAACGGGAUGGCGCGACCUGGUAUGAGCUUGGACGUCUCCGACAUGAAUGACCUCCCCGGCGACUCGCCAUCGCCCAUCGAGCUGCCGCCGAUGCCGCCUCCGGCUCACCCGCCUCAGCCGACGUCGCCACUCGAGCGCGAGUUCACCUCCGUGAAUGCCUCUGUCAUGAGCGUACCGUCCAAUGCUGCUGCGUCGAACCCGGCAAUGACGCCGGUGACCCCGGCAAGUAUCAUGAACCUAGGCAGACUGGGCAUCAACUCCGGUUUUGGCCCGCCGGGUGGGGCGCAAGAACAAGGGACUUCAAAGAGGAAGGACAGCACUGGCCGCACCAAGGCGGCUAGCAAGUCCUCCGCCUUCGCAGAGCCAGCACGGGCGACCAGGUCGGCCGACAAGGCUGCAAGCGUCCCGCUCAUCAGCCCAAGCCUUAAGCCUAUACGCCCAGCGGGCAAUGGGCCCGUCGCGCCUACGAGCCCUGCGCCGUCCACGACCCAGCCGAUCGUCCAAUUUCGCAAGUCUUCGCACAAGGCCGCUGAGCAGAAGCGGCGCGACUCGCUCAAGACGACCUUCGACGACCUCCGGGUCUUGCUCCCGCCCAUCCCGCUGCCCUCCGAGGACGAACCCAUCCUCCCCGGCGCGAUGCCCCCACGCGGCCCGCCGAAGGGCAACGCGGAGGGCCCGAAUCGCGCGGUGAGCAAGCUACAGCUGCUCCGCUGCGGCAACGAGUACAUCAAGGUCCUCAAGGCCCGCACGGACCGGCGCGACCAGGAGAUCGACCGGCUCCGCCAGGAGGUGGCGCGCCUCAGGCUCGUUGCGGGCCCGGCGGCAGAUGACGGGGGAGAGGAAAUUGAUCUGGAGAGAGAUUUGGACGCGGAGGAGACGGCGGGCGGUGGGGUUGGAGCUCUCCUCAUUGGCCGCUCGUUUCCUGGUGGCCGCGAGGGUUCUCUGGGGGAGGUCGAAGAGGCGGAUGAGGAGGGGGAGUCAUGACGAUAUGCAAUUUGUUGUUACAAUUUAUUCUCGGGCUUCGGUUGGCAGGAUGUUGGUAGAUAUACCAGAUACAGACGUAGAAAUAAGGCAUGUAUGUUGUAAAGUAUAACAUUAGAUGGGUAUUUGAGUCUUUCAGCUGA